UUGUGCAAAAAUUAAUAUUUUUCAAAUUUUGGGCAUUUACAAAAUGUUGGGAGGAAAUCAGAAAAGUGUAACAAUAGCAAAUUAUAUCACAGCAAAAUUUCAACAGCUCAGUUUUUUUUAAAGGUACAACUUGAGCACCUAAAUUGAUUGUAUGAUGAUCUAUGAUCUAGUAUUUGCAAGAAAUGUAACAUCAAGAACUCCCACUUCCUAUCCCAGCCGACCCAUACUUAGUAUGCUUCCACCCACCCCUAUCAUAUGCCCACCCUCUUGCGUAAAGCUAGCAAAGGCUUAAUAAACCAAUCCUUUUCUUCAGUAAAACGUUGAUACAACCUCAAUAAACUAAUGGGUAUAAUGUUGAGGAGAAAUAAAGUGAAAUUCCAGGAAUCUCAGUAUAAGAACAGCAACUUGACUCAUUCAGCCAUUAUAAAAUACCAUUCCCUUAGGACAUGGGUCUAUUUUGUGUUUACCAGAUAUAAACAGGAGUCUUUUCACCUUUUGCAUUCCUGGAAAAAGUGAAACCCAGUGGAUUACAUUCUGUAGAAACAUGCUUUUCAAAUGCAAAUCAUAUUUUUACACAAAUCUUUCUUGUAGUUUGGUGACGCGCAUAUAGCAUCUAUGAUGCUUCAAAAAUCGCAUGGAAUUCAUUUCAAAUUGUAUUCAAUGCUUUUAUUUACAAUACCUGGGACUCCAACGUAUUAUUAUGGUGAUGAGCUUGCUCUCAAAGACGAUAAGACUACCACAAAACCUCUAAUGCGGUGGGACAAAUCUAAAUAUGCUGGAUUUUCAAUUAAUGAACCUUGGAUUUUACCCAAUAAGGAUAAAUUACCACCACCCGUUAUUCAACAGGCUACAGAACCAUUAUCGGCAUUGUCAUUGUAUAGAAUGCUUGGAGAAAUAAGAAAUGAAGAACCACCACUACAGUAUGGUGACUUCCACCUUAUGAUAAAUACAACAACAGUCCUUUCAUUUAUAAGACAGUGGGAUCGUCUAGGAAUUUUAAUUAUCCUGAAUUUUGGUGGUCAAUAUACUUUUGAUUUUACUGCGGUAUAUCUCCCACAAACUGCUCUUCUACUAGCAAAGUCAACAGAUAUGAGCCAAUGUAAAUUAGUAAAUUUGUAUAAUAUGAAGAUAGAAGCAAACAUGGGAUACAUACUAAAAUACUUCAUUUCACCUUAGUUCUUGAUCUAUGAUAUAACAUUUAUAUGAAUAAUAUAUUAACUAUAUCUAUGAAUAGUGCAA
This is a messenger RNA of Amblyraja radiata (thorny skate), 1239 nucleotides long. RefSeq names its product 4F2 cell-surface antigen heavy chain-like. Gene Ontology annotation, cellular component: basolateral plasma membrane; apical plasma membrane. The transcript has 3 exons. Gene Ontology annotation, molecular function: L-leucine transmembrane transporter activity; L-alanine transmembrane transporter activity; aromatic amino acid transmembrane transporter activity. Bases 616 to 1176 code for a protein of 186 amino acids. Lineage: Eukaryota; Metazoa; Chordata; Chondrichthyes; Rajiformes; Rajidae. The record is from RefSeq and is a predicted model, not a curated record. Gene Ontology annotation, biological process: L-alanine import across plasma membrane; phenylalanine transport; L-leucine import across plasma membrane.